GCGUUAGGGUAACCGGUACCGGUACCCCGGUCAGUCUUGUUUUCAAAACAUAACCUACCACAUAAAAGGAAUACCACAAAUAAGAAUAUAAUAAAGAUCAAUCGCGACUGGCUGCUACUUUUAAUUAUUCAAUUCGAAUUGAAUCGAUGUAAUGGGUGAAAUUACGAUGGAGGUAGAAUACGCUCUGCGUCCGAUGAAUUGUGAACUCAAUCAGCUUUCUAUGUCAGAUGGAUCAUCCAUGUUUAUGCAAGGGAAUACUUCCUGUAUAGCUGGUGUCUACGGACCGGUUGAGGCGAGACUACAGAAAAUGAUUUAUGACAAAGCCAGUGUUGAAGUAACAUUCAGUCCCCUAAAGGGACCACCAAGUAUCGAAGACAGAUCCAAAGAGCUGUAUAUUAAAGAAACCUGUGAAUCUUCACUCAUAACUGCUCUACAUCCUAGUACCUCUAUUUCUAUAAACAUUCAAGAGAUGCAAGAUGCUGGUGGAUUGUUGGGUUGCGCCAUUAAUGCUGCUUGUAUGGCACUAAUAAAUUCCAGUCUUCCAAUGAAAUACACUAUCGCUGCAGUCAAUUGUAUGAUUGACAAAGAAAGUGGAAAAUUACUUCUCGAUCCGGAUGCCAAAGAGUUACAAAAUUCUCGAGCAUCUUUCACAUUUGCUUUCGAAAGUAUAAAAAAAGAGUUGGUUUGUUGCCACACUACUGGACGUUUCAACGAUGAUGAAUUUUUUGCUUCGAUGGAGAAAUGCAGGAGUGCUAGCCAGCACGUAUUCGAAUUUUAUCGAGAAAUUGUUAAAAAAUAUGCUAAUCGAAUAUGAGAUAAUAAACAAUAAAUAUAAGUUUUCACAA
Molecule: messenger RNA, 845 nt
Organism: Venturia canescens
Lineage: Eukaryota; Metazoa; Arthropoda; Insecta; Hymenoptera; Ichneumonidae
Gene: Rrp46
Product: exosome complex component Rrp46
Exons: 4
Coding region: 152-814 (220 amino acids)
Biological process (GO): nuclear mRNA surveillance; poly(A)-dependent snoRNA 3'-end processing; U4 snRNA 3'-end processing
Cellular component (GO): nucleolus; cytoplasmic exosome (RNase complex); nuclear exosome (RNase complex)
Source: RefSeq, a predicted model, not a curated record